Molecule: messenger RNA, 1482 nt
Organism: Boleophthalmus pectinirostris (great blue-spotted mudskipper)
Lineage: Eukaryota; Metazoa; Chordata; Actinopteri; Gobiiformes; Gobiidae
Exons: 9
Coding region: 64-1254 (396 amino acids)
Biological process (GO): immune response
Cellular component (GO): extracellular region
Molecular function (GO): type II interferon receptor binding
Source: RefSeq, a predicted model, not a curated record
GAGAGGAGCUCAGACAGAGGAGGUAUAAAGGAAGCAGAAGCAGAUGUCCCAUUACAUUCAAACAUGGCCAAGACGUCCACUCUCAUCCUUCUGCUCAGUCUCCUUACCAAGUCGGUUACCAUGGCAACGACCCUGGAGCGUGGGGUCAGCUGCCAUCAGGAGGUACACCCUGAGCUACUUCGGGAACUGUGGAACCGAACACAACAACUGCUAAAAGUAUUACCGAAAGAAGAGAAGCCUACCAGGGGAGCAAGACUUCUUCCCAAGUUCUGCACCAAAUGUCGUGAGGGUGCUAUUGGCUGGUUGGAGAUUCGGGAGAUGAUUGACAUUUACCAGCGAUCCGUGUUCAGUCAGGACGAAAUAAAAAAACUGCUGCCUCUUCACUUCCCAGACCUUCUCUAUAGACUUCAAUACACACUACACAACUGCGUUCCCACUGACACACCAUCAAAUUGGUCCAAACUCUUCAAGAAACUACAACGAAAAAUCAAAAAGAGAAAGCGUGAUGGCGCAGUGAAGGCAGUGAGUGAGUUUACGUUCCUCCUGAGAUGGACUGGAGAGCUUGCACACCGGAGGACCACAGACGAUACACGACCACACAGACGCAGCUACACAAUGAGACGUACAGGGAUGGAGCCACCUAUAAAGGCACAGGCCAGCUCAGAGCAUCAAUCAGUAGAUCAUCAUUACUGCUCUAUCACUUGUGUUGAAACAUAUUUAACAUAUUGGUAUAUUAUGGCUGUGGUCUAUCUGCUGGUUUUAUUUGGAGCGGCUUUAGUGUCGAGUGUUCCCAUUCACUCUGUGCCACAUGUCCUGUCUAAAGCCCAUGAGUCCAUCGUGACCCCCUUGAAUCUGACUCAUCCAGAGGUUGGAAGUAACCCCCUCUUCACUUCUGUCAUUAGGAGUUUGAACAGCUCCUCUCAGGACAAAGUGUUGAAUGCCACACUGGAUGUGUACAUGAGGAUCUUCAGCAGCCUCCUACACCAUGGGCCCCAUAGCGCCCCCCUCCUGCAGCAACUGCACCGCUCAGAGGUACAUGAGGUGCAGAAUGCCAUUAAGGAAUUCAGGAAGUACGUGUUAAAACGCAAAACUGAACUAAGUCACCUGCAAACAAACAGGGAGGACCUGCUCUCCAAAAUCAACGCUAUCAAGGUGGAUGACCCGCUGGUGCAGAGGAAGGCCCUGGCUCAGUUCUUGGAAGUGUAUGAUGCCAUCUCAGGCCUCCUGACUUCCCGGGACAAUAGAUAUAACUGAUAUAACUACAGUCCUAUUUUAUUAUUUUAUUUAUUUAUAUAUAUAAGUUUCAGCUUGUCAAAUUUUCAUUUACCACUGACUUAUUUAUUUAGUGUUGAACAGCGAUCUGCAAUCUGUUAUUUAUUGUUGUUUAAAAAAAAAAAAUGUAUUUAAUGUAUUUAUUAAUGCAUUAUUUAUUUGAAUUAUGUAUUUUGUUAUUUAUUUAAAUAAAUAAGUAAAUAAAAACUA